AUGGCGAGGAAGCUCAGUGUGUUGGAAGUCUUUCUGUUCAUCUGCUUCCUAAUUGUAUUGGCCGUAGAUAUCUUCUUGGUGUUUCUGGUGUGUAAGAAUCCUCCAGAUAAUUCAUCACCGUGCCCUGCAAUCCCUGAAUCACAAAGGAUAGACUGUACGCCUGGCGAGAUGGUGUCAGAGGAAAUCUGCACCAGGAAAUAUAAGUGCUGCUGGAAGCCUGUGCCAGACACUAAUGUCCCCAGGUGCUUCUUCCCCAGGAGCUGGGGCUACAAAGUCAAAGACGACCUUAAAAAUGAAAGCACAAGGUUAACUGCCACGUUGGAAAAGUUUCAAACCCCAGAUUGGUUUGAAAAUCAUGUCAAGGAGGCCCUCUUCACAGCUGAGUAUCAGACACCCAGGCGUCUUCAUUUUAAGAUCACUGAUGUCCAUAACAGACGCUAUGAAGUCUCCCAUGAGCAUAUUAAGCUGUUUAAUAGGACUGCUGGUUCCACCAACCCGAGCUAUCACGUCCAGAUCAUAGAGAAACCCUUUGGCAUCAAAAUAAUGAGGACGAGCAACAAAAAAGUCUUGUUGGACACGAGCAUCGGGCCCCUCCUGUUUGCUGAGCAGUACCUGCAGCUGUCCUUCCUGCUGCCCAGCGCCAACGUGUAUGGGCUGGGAGAACAUGUGCACCAGCGGUACCGCCACGACAUGGGCUGGAAGACCUGGCCCAUCUUCACCCGGGAUGCCACCCCCACCAAGGGCAUGAUUAACUUGUAUGGAGCUCACACGUUCUUCUUGUGCCUUGAAGACACCAGUGGCUCCUCUUUUGGGGUCUUUCUGCUGAACAGUAAUGCUAUGGAGGUCACCCUUCAGCCGGCUCCUGCAGUCACUUACCGCACCAUCGGGGGCAUUUUUGACUUUUAUGUGUUCCUGGGAGACACUCCAGAACAAGUGGUUCAGGAAUACCUGGAGCUCAUUGGACGGCCAUUCCUGCCUUCCUACUGGAAUCUUGGUUUCCAGCUUAGUCGCAGGAAUUAUAAUAACAUCGAGGGAUUGAAAGAAGUUGUAAACCGAACUCGUAAAGCUAGGAUCCCAUAUGAUGUCCAGUACUCAGACAUAGACUACAUGGAUGGAAAAAAGGACUUCACUAUUGAUGAAAAGGCUUUCCCUGGUCUCUCAGAUUUUGCCAAGAACUUACACGAACAUGGACAAAAAUAUGUAAUUAUUAUGAAUCCUGGCAUCUUAAAUAAUUCUGACUACCAGCCCUAUAAGAAUGGAAGAAAAAAGAGAGUAUGGAUCUUGGGGGAUAAAGGCUUUGUCAUUGGACAGGGAUAUCCAGGAAAGAUAGUCUUUCCUGCUUAUGAUAAUCCAACUUGUACUCAAUGGUGGACAGAAGAGCUUCAAGAAUUUCAUAAAACUUUGGAGUUUGAUGGAGUGUGGCUUGAAAUGGAGGAAGUAUCUAACUUUCUCCAAGGUUCUGAUGAUGGGUGUGAAUGUAACAUCUGGAACUAUCCUCCUUUCACUCCCCGAGUUCUGGACCGCUCGCUUUUUGCAGGAACCCUCUGCAUGGACGCUGAGGUUUACCAGGAGCUUCACUAUAAUGUCCACAGCUUGUAUGGCUACUCCAUGGCAAGAGCCACAGACUCGGCUUUGAAUACUGUCUUCCCCAAUAAGAGGAACUUCAUCUUAUCCCGUUCUACUUUUGCUGGGUCUGGCAAGUUUGCAGCUCAUUGGUUGGGGGACAAUGCAGCUGCAUGGGAUGAUCUCCGAUGGUCCAUCCCUAGUAUCCUUGAGUUCAACCUAUUUGGCAUCCCCAUGGUCGGUGCCAAUAUCUGUGGUUAUACAAACGAUGCCACAGAGGAGCUCUGCAGAAGAUGGAUGCAGCUUGGAGCAUUUUAUCCACUAUCCAGGAAUCACAAUGGGCCUGGGUUCAGGGACCAGGACCCUGCUGCCUUUGGUGAAGACUCUCAGCUGUUGAGUUCCUCCAGGCAUUAUCUGAACAUCCGCUAUACCCUGUUGCCCUAUCUCUACACCCUCUUCUACCGAGCUCAUACCCUGGGGGAGACUGUAGCGAGGCCCCUGGUCCAUGAGUUCUACCAGGACAAUGCUACAUGGGAGGUGCACGAGCAGUUCUUAUGGGGACCUGGACUCCUCAUCACGCCUGUGUUAUAUGAAAGUGUGGACCGAGUGAAAGCAUACAUACCAGAUGCCAUCUGGUACGACUAUGAGACAGGAAUAGCCAUCCAAUGGAGGAAACAAUUGGUGGAGAUGCUACUGCCCCCUGAUAGGAUAGGACUCCACCUUCGAGGAGGCUACAUAUUUCCCACCCAGCAGCCAAACACAACCACAGAGGCCAGUCGGAAGAACUCUCUGGGACUUAUUAUUGCCUUGGACUACAAGAGAGAAGCAAAGGGAGAGCUGUACUGGGAUGAUGGUGUAUCUGCAGAUGCUGUAACAAAAAAGAAUUACAUUCUGUAUGAGUUUUCUGUCACCUCGAACCAUCUACAAGCAAAGAUUACAAAUAAUAAUUAUACGGACCCUGACAACCUCAUGUUUACAGAUAUCAUAAUCUUGGGAAUGGACAAAGAACCUACUAAUUUUACUGAUAAUGAUACUGCCAUUUCAAACAUUAGCUACAAUGCGUCAACGAAGGUGGUGAAAAUCACUGAUCUCAAGGGACUGGUACUGGGACAAGAAUUCUCCAUUAGGUGGAAUCUUUUGGUCAGUGACAUAGAGAAGUUCAACUGCUACCCUGAGGAGCCCACUGUCUCCGAGGAGAAGUGCAAGCAUCGGGGGUGCCUUUGGGAGAACACAGUUGUUCCUGGUGUGCCCACCUGUUUCUAUGACACCAUCCCUAAGUAUGCUGCCAGUAAUAUUCAGUAUUUGCCCACUGGCAUCACCACAGACCUUACCCACCUGAUGGUCCCUGAGUCAGCGCGAGCAGCAGCACCAUCACCAGGGAGCGCACAACCUCCACCUGCAGCAGCAGCCAAUACCUCUGACCCUCUCUCUGCAGAGAUCAGCUCCCUUAGGCUCAGCGUGAUCUACCACACAGAAAGCAUGCUGCAGUUCAAGAUCUAUGAUCCCACUAAUAAAAGGUACGAGGUCCCAGUGCCUCUGAACACCCCUUCCUCUCCUGUUGGCUCACCUGAAAACCGUCUGUAUGAUGUCAGGAUUCAAAGCAAUCCUUUUGGGAUCCAGAUUCAACGAAAAAGCUCCAGCACUGUGAUUUGGGAUUCUCAGCUCCCGGGCUUCACCUUCAACGACAUGUUCCUUUCCAUUUCUACUCGCCUCCCCUCUGAGAACAUCUAUGGCUUCGGGGAAACUGAGCACACAACUUUCAGAAGAAACAUUAGCUGGAACACAUGGGGAAUAUUUGCUCGAGAUGAGCCACCAGGGGACAAGAAGAAUUCCUAUGGUGUCCACCCCUACUACAUGGGACUGGAGGAGGAUGGCAAUGCUCAUGGAGUGCUUCUGCUAAACAGUAAUGCCAUGGAUGUGACAUUCCAGCCUACUCCUGCCCUAACAUACCGCACCACAGGAGGGAUUUUGGACUUUUAUGUAGUUUUGGGGCCAACUCCCGAGCUUGUAACUCAGCAGUACACGGAGUUGAUUGGUCGGCCAGCAAUGAUUUCAUACUGGGCCUUGGGAUUCCAGCUGAGUCGCUAUGGAUACCAGAAUGAUACUGAAAUCUCCAAUUUGUAUGAUGAAAUGGUGGAAGCCCAGAUUCCCUAUGAUGUUCAGCAUGUAGACAUCGAUUACAUGGACCGGAAGCUGGACUUCACCCUCAGCACCAGAUUUCAAAACCUUAGUCUGCUGAUGGAGCGAAUGAAGAAAAAUGGCAUGAAAUUUGUCCUCGUUCUGAAUCCAGCCAUUUCUGGCAAUGAGACUGAGUAUCUCCCAUUCACCACCGGGCAAAAAAACAAUGUAUUCAUCAAAUGGCCUGACAGCAAUGACAUUGUCUGGGGAGAGUUGUACGAAGCCCACAUCGCUUAUCCUGACUUCCUGCGUAACAGCACAGCUGCUUGGUGGAAGGAGAAAAUAAAAGAGCUCUACUCAAACCCUCAAGAGCCAAAGAAGAGCUUGAAGUUCGAUGGACUGUGGAUCGACAAAAAUGAGCCAUCAAACUCUGUGGAUGGAUCUGUCAAGGGCUGCAGGGAUGAAAUUCUUAAUAAGCCACCUUAUAUGCCACAUUUGAAGUCCAGGGACAGUGGUCUCAGCAACAAGACCCUCUGCAUGGAGAGUGAGCAGACCCUGCAUGAUGGCUCCCGGGUGCGGCACUACGACGUUCACAGCCUGUACGGGUGGUCCCAGACCAGGCCCACAUACGAAGCUGUGCAGGAGGUGACGGAUCAGCGAGGGGUCGUCAUUACCUGCUCCACGUUCCCCUCUUCUGGCCGCUGGGCAGGACACUGGCUGGGAGACAACAAGUCUGCAUGGGACCAGCUGAGGAAGUCUAUCAUUGGCAUGAUGGAGUUCAGUCUCUUUGGAAUACCUUAUACAGGAGCAAAUAUCUGUGGAUUCUUAGAAAAUGCUGAAUAUGAGAUGUGUCUUCGCUGGAUGCAACUGGGGGCGUUUUAUCCAUUUUCCAGGAACCACAACACCAUCGGGACAAGGAGACAAGAUCCUGUGGCCUGGGAUUCAACCUUUCAGACAUACUCAAGAAAAGUCCUCCAGACCAGAUACACCCUGCUGCCUUACCUCUAUACUCUGAUGCACAAAGCUCACGUUGAGGGCAGCACUGUUGUCCGCCCCCUCCUCCAUGAGUUUAGAGAGGACAGGACAACGUGGGAUAUAGACCAUCAGUUCAUGUUGGGCCCUGCCGUCUUAAUCAGCCCUGUGCUAACAAGUAACACUUUUGAAGUCCAUGCUUAUUUCCCCAGAGCCCGUUGGUAUGACUAUAGCAUGGAAUCUGGCAAUACAUCAACAGGUGAGUGGAGAAUACUGGAGGCUCCCCUUGACCACAUCAACCUUCAUAUCAGAGGAGGCUACAUCUUGCCUUGGCAGGAGGCUGCAAUGAACACUCACUCCAGUCGACAACUAUUUAUGGGAUUGAUUGUUGCUUUGGAUGACAAUGGAAAAGCUGAAGGUCAGAUGUUCUGGGAUGAUGGACAAAGCAUUGAUACCUAUGAAAAUGGAAAAUAUUUUUUGGCAAACUUUACAGCAAGUCAGAACAUAUUACAAAUCCAGACCAUGUACAAUAAGUAUUUGAAUGACUCAAAUCAACUGAAAGUUGGAUAUAUUAAAAUCUGGGGGAUCCACUCUACUUAUGUGACACAAGUCAAUGUCACCUAUAACAACCAGCAAUUCACGACAACGAAUUUUACAAGUGACCCCUACAAUCAGACACUAACUAUUCAAUUGACUGACGAGAGUAAGAUUUUCAGCCUGGAAAACUUAACUGAGGUUACUUGGAGUCAUCAUAGUCCCGACAUUACUACUACACCUAUGACCAGUACCUUCUUAUCAACAUCUCCAGAUACUACAUCUACUAUUAAUGCUACCAUUUCUGAGUCUAUUGUCACUAGUUUUGCUUCAAGUACUGCUUCUGCUAACCAUAGUACUGCCUUUCCUAAUAUAACCACUUCUUUCCCAACAAGUACUAUUGAAGUUACACCUAGUACUAUUGUUCCUAAUACUCCUUUCCCUACAAAUGCUACUACUGCUAGCACUGGUACUGACUUUCCUAUCACAACCACUAAUACAACUACUCCUUUCCCUACAAAUGCUACUACUGCUAGCACUGGUACUGACUUUCCUGACACAACCACUAAUACAACUACUCUUUUCCCUACAAAUGCUACUACUGCUAGCACUGGUACUGCCUUUCCUGACACAACCACUAAUACAACUACUCUUUUCCCUACAAAUGCUACUACUGCUAGCACUGGUACCAAUGCUACUAGCACUAAUAAUACGCUUCCGAUUACAACUAUUCCUUCUCUUACAAAUACUAAGACUGAUGCUACUAGCAUGCAUUCAGUUACUACAAAUAUUUUAAAUACUACCACUGCUAGAAACACAAAAACAACUACAGGUAUCACCACAGUUCCUUUGAUUACAAAUGCUACUUCUGAACAAACUACUACUGAGAUCAUGUCAACUCUACCUCCUACAAGCACCCCUGGUAUCACCAUCACAGAUAAUGCACUGACCAGAAUCAGUACCACUACUUAUCCUCCAGCUACCUCUACCCAUGCUUUAAGUACCACUCAAAGCACCACCAAUACAAAUAUUACCAAUAUGACAACUCGUGUUACUGACAUUAUAAGUACUCCCACUAGAAACAGCCCAGCUACUAAUGAUAUAAUAAUUACUAGUACUCAAGACAUUGCCACUUCCUCACAUACGAACACUACAGGUAUUAAAUCUACUACUGAAGUUAGUGGAAAUGCCACCACAGCAUAUACUACCACCAUCACUACAUCUGUUUUCAGCACAAAAACUACAAAUUCAAACACUACUUCUGACACCGUCCUUACAAACACUUAA
This is a messenger RNA of Eptesicus fuscus (big brown bat), 6474 nucleotides long. RefSeq names its product maltase-glucoamylase 2 (putative) (gene MGAM2). The transcript has 47 exons. Lineage: Eukaryota; Metazoa; Chordata; Mammalia; Chiroptera; Vespertilionidae. Gene Ontology annotation, molecular function: alpha-1,4-glucosidase activity; carbohydrate binding. Gene Ontology annotation, biological process: carbohydrate metabolic process. The record is from RefSeq and is a predicted model, not a curated record. Bases 1 to 6474 code for a protein of 2157 amino acids.